AUGUGGGCCCCACGGCCUCCCCCCGCCCGACGGCUGAGCAGGAAGGGGAAGUGUGGUCUGGCUGAGGCUCACUGCUCCAGGGUGGGCGGGAGGCCUGUGGGCGAGGAAAGCCUCCUGCUAGCUGCCUCUGAGCCACUGCUGUCCCCUCAGCCGCUCACGGAUGGACACCCUGGCAACCCAGGUGGAGAGCCCAGCGGCGAGGCCGGGCUGCCCACCUGCCCACAUCCUCGGAGGGGCCCCACUGUGAUGGAUUGGUGGAGGGACAAUUUCUGGAUCAUCCUGGCUGUGGCCAUCAUCCUUGUCUCCACGGGCCUGGGCCUCAUCCUGUACUGUGCCUGCAAGAAGUGGGAAGUUGCCAAGCCCUGGGAAGAAAAGCCAAGAGAUGAAGAGAAGAUGUAUGAGAAUGUUAAUGAAUCGCCGGUUCAGUUACCCCCUCUGCCACCCAGGGGUUUGCUUUUUCCGGAACAUACUCUCCCACAGGAAAGCCCAAGUCAGCCGCCGGCUACAUACUCACUGGUCAACAAAGUUAGAAACAAGAAGACAGCGUCCAUCCCCAGCUACAUCGAGCCCCUGGACGAUUAUGACGAUGUGGAAAUCCCCGCAAAUAUGGAGAAGCAGCAUUUCUGAGACAACCGUCCCUU
This is a messenger RNA of Odobenus rosmarus divergens (Pacific walrus), 641 nucleotides long. RefSeq names its product SLP adaptor and CSK interacting membrane protein (gene SCIMP). The record is from RefSeq and is a predicted model, not a curated record. The transcript is spliced from 6 exons. Gene Ontology annotation, cellular component: tetraspanin-enriched microdomain; membrane; immunological synapse. Bases 1 to 627 code for a protein of 208 amino acids. NCBI's taxonomy places the organism in Eukaryota, Metazoa, Chordata, Mammalia, Carnivora, Odobenidae.